UCCAGCGGGUGCCGCAGGUGCAGUCGAUCCCGAGGCGCGUCCCGAAGAUGGUACCGAAGGCGAUCCUGCUGCUCUUGGGGGCUCUCUGUUCCCUGGGACCCUCCGAGGGCUCCAUGGAGUGCAAGAACACGAUCAUGAACGUCAUGAUGCAGCAGUGCAGUGGUCUGGGCUUCAAGAUCAAGAGGUCCUCUCAGGACGUCUCUCCAAGGGCGGAGGGACCCCCCGAAGGCGACCCCGACCUGCCUCCCGUCCCCUGGCCUCUCGUCAGACCCCCCUCAGGACCUAGAGAAACCUCCAGUACCCGGGUUAAGCGGCAAGUUUCCCCGGAGACGGCGGAGAUGAUGGGCAGAUUCGCGGCACCCAUAGUCUCGCAGGUGAUCCAGGACGCUCGCCGAAACCGCGAGUUAUCGCGUUAUUCAAGAGUCGCUCCCGUUAUCAGCUAUCCUGCCCCUGUUGGGUAUUACGGUCCUUUCGGAUUGGGACAGCAGCAGGCGAUGCAGCCCCCCUCGGGAGUCCUGCCCCCGGCUUCCGGGGACGACCUGGGCUUCCGGGACGGCAUCGACCUCAGCCCGGAAGAGGUGGAGGAGCUCUACAACGACGUCCUCGAGAGGCUGCCCAGGGCGGCCAGGAACAAGGACGAGUCGAAGAAGCUGUUCAUGACCAUGGCUGCCAGGUGCUGCCAGGACGUGGACGUCUGCCUGAGGGACGAGAAGCUCUCCCCCUGCUCGUGACCCUGCGGCCGACCCGACCCGGAAACUCCGCGAAACGAUUUUUCGAAUCAACGAGCCGACCCCUAGUUAUACUCAGGGCGUUCCGUGGAUCCCGAUGCGGAUUCGGGGAGAUCGAUCGACCGAGCCGGAUCCGUCCCACGGGUCAAACGGGAGCCCGACCUUUAAAUUAUUUCCCCGAAAUUUCCGUAGUACCGCCUAGAGCCUUUAAAUUAUUAUAAAUUAUUCCUCGAGAUCCAGCCGGUCGCUCGAUGCUCCAAAAUUCAAUCAAGAAGACAUUUAAUGGAUAAAAUGCGACCCUUCUACCCGGGCGCUUCCUCGGGUCGCGACCCGAGAGGAAGGCGCGCCUCGGUGUCUAGUUUCUAAUCGAAAUGUUGCGCUUUAAAGAUCCAGGUUCCUAAAGACGUGAUUAUUUAAUAAACCAGUGUUAAAGUCGUAGCAUCGCGGAGCUCCGCGCAGGGUCGAAACGCGUAGUGGAUUUUUUUUCUCCUCGGCGCAACCUUUGCGUCUCGGCCGCCCGGUAGUCGCAAUAAAAGGAAGGGUACUUCAGGACGUAA
Molecule: messenger RNA, 1285 nt
Organism: Orussus abietinus
Lineage: Eukaryota; Metazoa; Arthropoda; Insecta; Hymenoptera; Orussidae
Exons: 3
Coding region: 48-731 (227 amino acids)
Source: RefSeq, a predicted model, not a curated record